AUGGAAGAAAAUCAGACAAUGGUCACAGAGUUCAUCCUGUUGGGGUUCUGUCUUGGUACGGGGAUUCACCUAGUACUUUUUGGAUUGUUCUCACUCUGCUACACCCUUACACUGUUGGGGAAUGGAGUUAUCCUUGGAUUAAUUUGCCUAGAACUCAGGCUGCACACUCCUAUGUACUUCUUCCUUGCUAAUCUGGCCUUGGUUGACAUCGCCUAUGCCUGUAACACAGUGCCACAAACACUAGUCAACCUAUUGGAUCCAGACAAGCCAAUCUCCUUUGCUGGAUGCAUGAUGCAGACUUAUCUCUUCAUGACAUUUGGUAGCACAGAAUGUCUUCUCCUCGUGGUGAUGUCCCAUGACCGGUAUGUGGCCAUCUGCCAUCCCCUACACUACACUGUCAUCAUGAACUGGAGAGUGUGUGCUAUUCUGGCUGCUGGUUGCUGGAUAUUGAGCUUUCUCCUGGCUCUGGUCCAUUUUGUCCUCAUCCUGAGGUUGCCCUUCUGUGGACCUCAUGAAAUCAAUCACUUCUUCUGUGAAAUUCUGUCUGUCCUCAAACUGGCCUGUGCUGAUACAACACUAAACAAAAUCAUUAUUUUUACUACUUCUGUAUUCAUUUUAGUGGGGCCACUAUGCUUUGUACUGGUUUCCUACACACGAAUUCUGAUGGCCAUCCUGAGGAUCCAGUCAAAAGGGGGCUCAAGAAAGGCUUUCUCCACCUGCUCCUCCCACCUCUGUGUGGUCGGGCUCUACUUUGGCAGCGCCAUCAUCAUGUACUUGGCCCCCAAGUCCCAGCACCCCGAAGAGCAGCAGAAGAUCCUUUUCCUGUUUUACAGUUUUUUCAGCCCCAUGCUGAACCCCCUGAUCUACAGUCUGAGGAACGCUGAGGUCAAGGGUGCUCUCAGGAAGGCAAUGGGCAAAGAAAUUCAUUCCAAGUUGGUAUGA
Messenger RNA from Arvicola amphibius (Eurasian water vole), 942 nucleotides. RefSeq names its product olfactory receptor 2A1/2A42-like. Gene Ontology annotation, biological process: G protein-coupled receptor signaling pathway. The record is from RefSeq and is a predicted model, not a curated record. The transcript has a single exon. Bases 1 to 942 code for a protein of 313 amino acids. Gene Ontology annotation, cellular component: membrane. NCBI's taxonomy places the organism in Eukaryota, Metazoa, Chordata, Mammalia, Rodentia, Cricetidae. Gene Ontology annotation, molecular function: G protein-coupled receptor activity; olfactory receptor activity.